CUGGCCUUGUCCAUCUCCCCUUGCCAAAACAACACCAGCUCAGGAAUCUACCACCGUUUCGAGGGGCUGACCGACACCACCCAACCGCAGCCAUGAACGGCACAGAGGGUCCGUUCUUCUACAUCCCCAUGUCCAACGCCACCGGCGUGGUCAGGAGCCCGUACGACUAUCCGCAGUACUACCUGGUGCCACCAUGGGGCUACGCCUGCCUGGCUGCCUACAUGUUCUUACUCAUUCUCACCGGAUUCCCCGUCAACUUCCUCACGCUGUACGUCACAAUCGAACACAAGAAGCUACGCUCGCCCCUCAACUACAUCCUGCUCAACUUGGCCGUGGCCGACCUCUUCAUGGUGAUCGGCGGCUUCACCACCACGAUGUGGACCUCGCUCAACGGCUACUUCGUCUUCGGCCGCAUGGGCUGCAACAUCGAGGGCUUCUUCGCCACCCUGGGCGGUGAGAUCGCGCUCUGGUCCCUGGUCGUGCUGUCCAUGGAGAGGUGGAUUGUGGUCUGCAAGCCCAUGAGCAACUUCCGCUUCGGCGAGAACCACGCCGUCAUGGGCGUCGCGUUCUCCUGGUUCAUGGCCGCGGCUUGUGCCGUGCCGCCCCUGGUCGGCUGGUCCCGUUACAUCCCCGAGGGCAUGCAGUGCUCGUGCGGAAUCGACUACUACACACGCGCCGAGGGCUUCAACAACGAGUCCUUUGUCAUCUACAUGUUCGUCGUCCACUUCACCUGCCCCCUGACCAUCAUCACCUUCUGCUACGGCCGCCUGGUCUGCACCGUCAAGGAGGCCGCCGCCCAGCAGCAGGAGUCCGAGACCACCCAGAGGGCCGAGCGUGAGGUCACCCGCAUGGUCAUCAUCAUGUUCGUCGCCUUCUUGGCAUGCUGGGUGCCCUACGCCAGUGUAGCUUGGUAUAUCUUCACGCACCAGGGCAGCGAGUUCGGGCCAGUCUUCAUGACCAUCCCGGCUUUCUUUGCCAAGAGCUCCGCCGUCUACAACCCCGUCAUCUACAUUUGCUUGAACAAGCAGUUCCGCCACUGCAUGAUCACCACCCUGUGCUGCGGCAAGAACCCCUUCGAGGAAGAGGAGGGCUCCACCACCGCCUCCAAGACCGAGGCCUCCUCCGUCUCCUCCGUCUCCCCAGCAUAAGCGCGCUCGCCCGGUCCCCCGGUCUGAGCUUCAGGUGCAACGGUGCCCCAAGACGUCGUCCUCCCAACCCAUGCAGAGACAAAGACGAAGACUCCAACCUCUGAGGAACAAGCGGCCACUACCACCGUCUACAGAAGUAACUUCCCUAUUAUUCUUUUCUUCUUUUGUAUUUUUACAAAAACUCAAAAGAGUUGAGUUCGACCUAAAGACAGUUGUGUGAGAUGGCAGCCCACAUCCAAGUCGAUUCUGUAUGUACAGUCGAGUCCAACAUCAGAGUACAAUAAGAUGUUUUUUUACCUCUAUUCUCCUCAGAGGCUACUCAAAAGAAGAUAUCUUACAACUUUUAAUGUUGGACUCCGUAAGUUACUGGCUUUGUUGUGAAAGUAGAGGCAUGUAAUCAAAGGCAACGUAAAAUAAAACGCACUUUGCAAAUGAA
This is a messenger RNA of Sardina pilchardus (European sardine), 1584 nucleotides long. RefSeq names its product rhodopsin. Gene Ontology annotation, cellular component: plasma membrane; photoreceptor outer segment. Bases 93 to 1148 code for a protein of 351 amino acids. The transcript has a single exon. Gene Ontology annotation, molecular function: G protein-coupled photoreceptor activity. NCBI's taxonomy places the organism in Eukaryota, Metazoa, Chordata, Actinopteri, Clupeiformes, Clupeidae. The record is from RefSeq and is a predicted model, not a curated record. Gene Ontology annotation, biological process: visual perception; phototransduction; cellular response to light stimulus.